CGUUUGUGUACAUAGUGACGCGAGUCGGCUCGUCAGGCAAUUCUUUUCCUUGUCAGUAAUGGAAGGCUUACAAGAGGAAAAUGCCUGUUGUGGAAGCACCGAGCACAAGGCAGGCACAGUCAGUUUGGAACACUAGUCUGUUGCAGGGCAAAUUCUCACAGUCAUUCAUGAUUUUGUUACCCUAAAAAUGCCAACUUCACCCAAGCUGCACAUCUUUGAGAGAUGAGAAGAGACCCUUGCAGACACAGACAGAAUCUAAACACCCCACAAAGGCUGUAAACAGGCCAGGAGAUGAAUGUAUCUCAUUGGACUUGUGAGACAGAAGUGGUAAUCACUACCGCUGUGGGUCUUCGUAGUAUCAAAAUGGUUGCUGUAUGUGGCAUGAAACCCAAAUUCUGAAUGUGCUGUUUCUGAGUGGAAUGCUGUGUCUUCUGCCAUCAGUAUUAACUGUCAAGCUGUUUCACAUCAGCUUGAAGAAGCUUGGAAGAGCUCCACUUACUACUGGCUUCCUUCUUCAGACUGAGACAGUGAAAGCAGAAAUGAUGCAGCAUGAAACUCUGUUACUUAAAGAUGAAAGGUGGCGCUCUAUCCCUUGUUGCCGCUCUGAGCUUUGCCUGGAAAUUGUACUUAAUUGUGGCCAGUCUUUCAGGUGGCAUGAGACGAGCAAGGGUCACUGGACAGGUGUGAUUGCCAGCCAGGUAUGGACACUAACCCAGACAGAAGAUCGACUGUGGUACCGUACAUAUAGAGAAUUAGACGGUCCAGGCAGAAGUCUUUACCCAAAGGAUGGAAAUGUCGGUAUGAAUGUACAUCUCAAAGCUAAGCUGGGGAAAAGGAAGAAGACAUUGGAAUUACAGGAGAAGGUGUCAGAAGCCAAACAUGAGCCCAUUGAAACACUAGUGACUCCUUGUGACCAAGACUGUGACACAUGGGAUGAUGGACAGAGCAAGAAGGACAAAGACAUUUUGAUGGAUUACUUCCAGUUACAUGUUGGAAUGGAGGAGCUAUAUGAACAAUGGAGUCAGACAGACUCUUUCUUCAAAAAAGCUGCAACAAAGUUUCCAGGAGUGCGAGUACUGCGUCAAGACCCCCGAGAAUGUCUGUUUUCAUUGAUUUGUACCUCUAAUAACCACAUUACACGUAUCAGCGGCAUGGUGGAAAGGUUGUGCCAGAACUUUGGACCCUUACUCUGCACAUUGGACAUGAAACACUACCACGACUUUCCAUCACUUCAAGCUCUAGCAGCUCCGGAUGUAGAAGCCCAUCUGCAGGAACUAAAAUUUGGGUAUAGGGCUCGUUAUAUUCAGCAAGCAGCUCAAGAGAUCCUAGAGAAGUAUGGUCCUCACUGGUUGGAUUCUUUACGUCAUGUUACAUAUGAGGAGGCUAAAGCAGCACUCCGCACACUGCCUGGAGUUGGUGCGAAGGUGGCAGACUGUGUGUGUCUGAUGGCACUAGAUAAAACAGAUGCUGUCCCAGUAGACACUCAUGUAUGGCAAAUGGCAUCCCAGAACUAUCUGCCUCAGUUAGGCAAGGAGUCCAAGACUCUGACACCCAAGGUCUACCGUGAAAUUGGAGACACCUUCAGGGAACGGUUUGGCACCUAUGCCGGCUGGGCACAGUCUGUUCUCUUCUGUUCUGAUCUGAAGAGGUUCAAGGGGUUGCAAGAAAAGCCAAUGGAGAAGCAGAAGGGUAAUGGGAAGGGCAAUCUGAAGCAUUUGGUUAAACAAGAGCCUCACUAACAACUGUAAGGACUUGUGGGACAGACAAAGCUUGAAUCACCAUGUGUACUGUAUGAGCAGAGUGUUUCCUGCUAAAUGAGGACAUUGGCCCAGCACCAAAUGCCUGCUGUACAACAGAAUCUGAAGUCUGAAAUUCAGUCACGUUGUCCUUGUACUAUCUGAACUGCUGCUAUAAUUGGAGGGAGGUAUUUAUCUGCUUCACUUUUAUUAAAUGAAAAAAACAAGA
Molecule: messenger RNA, 1965 nt
Organism: Polypterus senegalus (gray bichir)
Lineage: Eukaryota; Metazoa; Chordata; Cladistia; Polypteriformes; Polypteridae
Gene: ogg1
Product: 8-oxoguanine DNA glycosylase
Exons: 10
Coding region: 375-1739 (454 amino acids)
Biological process (GO): nucleotide-excision repair; base-excision repair, AP site formation; base-excision repair
Cellular component (GO): nucleus
Molecular function (GO): 8-oxo-7,8-dihydroguanine DNA N-glycosylase activity; damaged DNA binding
Source: RefSeq, a predicted model, not a curated record